AUGAAGGGCAUAUUGGCAGUAGCAGCUCUAUUAGUGACCGGGGCAGUCAGUCAAUACGCCCCAAGCGGCUGGAGACCUAACGGCCCAACCUUGGAACUCCCAGAGAGGACCCCUCUAGACCCCCGGAACAGGAACCCACAGAAACAAGAGUAUAUCCCUCCCAGUGAUCCUAGAACGCCAAACAAGGAAUAUGGCACGCCAAAUAAGGAGUACGGAACCCCAGAAGUCGACGUGUCAGUGCAAGGGUUACCAACACAACAGGAACAACUGCCGAUAUUCCAGCUGUCUCCUGUAAAUGGGAAUCAAUAUGCUGGACCCAAUUUCAACUCUGACUUAAGGAAUUUGGAGCAAAAUUUGAGACAAUCUCAGUUACAGGCCCAGCAAGAUAUCUACAGAGAAUUCGAGAGGCAGAGACAUUUGGAGGCCGCUUUGGCUAGUGCCAAUGCCAACCGGGUCAACCAACCAGUACCAAGACAAUUCGUCCCACGAACAUCUACAACAACUCCUAAACCUGAUGACUUUAAAACCACCCCUCAAGAAACAACCACAGAAGCCUUAAAUUUAAACCAAGGAGAAGUCGCCGACGAGAGUGACAAGAAAGAGAAAGUAACGGUAGAAGUAUCUAAGCAAAAUGUUCAGGAAUUUUCUCCCGAAUUGUACCUGGCUUCGCUAGCCCAGUUGCAGUUGCAGAAUCAGUUCUCUCCUGUGCAGUUGGGCCAGCUGAGAGCGCCGAUAUUCUUGGAACCAGCUCAGAAACAAGUUGCUUACGAUCCUGCGCAAGUACCUGUUGUACCAGUCUUCAGUCAACAGCAAUAUCAAUAUCCAAGCCAGAUUGCCCAACCCCAAUAUGUUCAACAACCGCAGUUGAUUCAACCACAAGCAGUGCCAACCCAACAAGCUGCUCAAACCCCAAGCUACUUUAUAACCCAAACUGCAGCUCAACCUGAACAGCUUCCCGUCAACCAGUAUCAACCAAACCAAUACGAAGCUGUACAACCCGUCCAAACCUUCCCUCAGCAACCGCAACCAACCUUUUUACAGCCGCAGCAAAACCAAUUAUUACCCCGCCCGCAAGAUCAGCCUGCCGACGAACCGCAGCAACCUCAGUUGGUUUACCAGUACCAGUUCGGUUACCAGCAACCGGCGAAUCAGUACCAGCCAGAGUUACAGCAACCUUUGAACUCUUACCAGCAGCAAUUAUUCCAACCACAACUGAUCGUUCAGGAUCCCUAUCAGCAACAGUUGGCUGCUCAAAUAGCUCAGCAGAACCAAGAUUCUCUGCAGAGUGGUCUAGAUGCUAACCAGCAAGGGAAUGGAAUUGACCAGUCCGAGGAGAAGGAGGAACGGGAAGAUGAUGGAACUACAGCCACCGCUGUCGCCACUGCCUUUGGUGCUAGAACGCAGCCCCGUGUCUACGCCACGUAUGGAGCCCCAGUGCCUGUCCCCAGGGUUCAAGCCAAUCCUGGAUACCAGACCACCACGGAAGCCAACACGGACGAGGCUGUGACGGGUGACGGGCAAGCCAUAGCUGAAGCCACCGCUGUUUCCAGAGGCUCUCUUAGGAAAUCUGCCAAGCUAAGGUCUCGCCAAGGUCGAGUGCGACCGAUCUUCACUUUGGACAAAUCCGGACACUUAGUGUUAGCUCAAGAAUAGUAAAUCGUCCACAGCCUCUGAUAUUACCCAAACAAGGAUCUAAAAUAUUUGUCCA
Pectinophora gossypiella (pink bollworm) is the source of this 1708-nucleotide messenger RNA. RefSeq names its product transcription factor SPT20 homolog. The record is from RefSeq and is a predicted model, not a curated record. NCBI's taxonomy places the organism in Eukaryota, Metazoa, Arthropoda, Insecta, Lepidoptera, Gelechiidae. Bases 1 to 1653 code for a protein of 550 amino acids. The transcript is spliced from 7 exons.